CGGUGCGGAAAGAUUCCCGCAGUUGGAAGUAAGUUCAAUUGAAGAACUGCGAAAUAUUGCAAAAAGUAUAAAUACUAAGAGAAACACAAUCUUUUGGCUUGCGGUUUUUAAAUCCUGGGCAAAGGAGCGAGGUUAAUUUUUCUGAGGCCAUUAAAAUGUACGAGGCGUACGACUUAGACAAAAUAUCUAAAGAAAUCAUUUUAUGUGAAUUAUUAACAAGUAAUAGCAUGGCUUCUAGUGAAAUUUGGAUAAACUUGCACUCGUGAGUUUUUCAAAGACCUCAAAUAGCACUCGUGCUUCGGACUCGUGCUAUUUUGAGGUCUUUGAAAAACUCACUCAUGCAUGUUAUAUCCAAAUUGCACUCGAAACCAUGCUAUUAAAGUACCGCUGCUAAACACCUUGCAUAUCAUAUUUUUCAGGUCGGUCGACUUGUAAGAUUCAUUGGAUUGGUAAAAAAGGUUGUUACACAACUAUAUACAUCUCUGAAGUUUGUUACUUCUGGAGCUCUCCUUGUUAUGUUUUGGGUGAAAAUUAGUCAAGCAACAGCGAAAGGGGACCUUCAAAAAUUUUCACCUUGGAUGGUUGUGGCUGUAACAGCUCUUGGUGCAGCUGUGAUUACGUCAUUUCUUGUUUUUACCUUCAUAUUUGCUUCUCUACUACGGCUACCUAAGAAGUCAAAACUGGCUGUUACAGUACUUUCAUCGGCAAGAAAUUCUAGCAUAGCAAUUACUGUUAUUGAGAAUUUACCAGACAGUGUUGGGGACAAAGAUCUUAUGUUUUUCCCCAUAGUAUUUGUAUAUUUAGCUAUGGUUGUUAUUAUCAAUAGUUUUGGUUAUUUUAUGACAAUCAAGAAAGAUGAAAAUGACAUUGAAGACAAACCACUAAAUAAUAAUCGAGAAAAUAAACUCACGAAAGACAAUCGUCACAUUUUGCUGUUGCUGAAGCCUUCGCAGUCAAAAUCUGUUGAUAGUGCAGACAAACAGAUUUUAGUUGAAAAUCCGUUGGAACAGAUAACAUCACAUGACAUACAAAGUACAGUGGACCACAUCACGUCACGAACAGUACAGUGGUGUACGGCUGUGUAA
Messenger RNA from Paramuricea clavata, 1085 nucleotides. The record is from the annotation of a GenBank genome assembly. NCBI's taxonomy places the organism in Eukaryota, Metazoa, Cnidaria, Anthozoa, Malacalcyonacea, Plexauridae.